GCUACUCAUCUUCUCUUCUCUAGCCCUCUGCCGACUACUCACACAUCCACCUAUAUUUUUAAAUUAUUAUUUUGAAUUUCCUCAAUGUAUAAAUUUACUUAAAUCUAAAAAUACCGAAACUCUUGGCCGUUGCAUUGUCCAGACUCUAUUUCCAUGGCAGCUUUUUAUAUCUUUACGGGCUAAGCUGCGAAAGGGCGUGGAAAGUUGAGAUAUUUUGUAUUAGUUUGUGAUAUCAGGCAGAUGGAGCGGGCAGGUAUUGUUUAUAUUGUGGAAAUAAAACAUGCGUGUCGGCGUCCCUGGAGGACCGCAGAGCCAAACGAACCCCAACUCAUGGAUUUCCGCCAUACUUAACCAUCUUCUCUUUACUUCGGUUUCUCCUCCUCUUCCUUUACUAUGUUUUCCCUCCUCUUCUCUUUUUUCUCAACCAAGAUUCUUUUAUUAUGGGUGCUUCCUUCCCUCAUGUAUCUCUUCAAUUCCAUCCCAAUCUGUAAGUCCCAAAAAUUUGCUGAUUUAUGGACUCUGAUUCAGAUAUCUGAAUUUUGUCGAUGAAGCAAAAACCUGUCCAUGAGUGGACUCCUGUGAAUUUGUGAUCUACCACCGAACUGAUUGAAGCCGUUUCUUCACUUUUUUUUUUUUUAAUUCCCCUUCGUCAUUUGUAUGAAUGGCGCAUUUUACUUUCCUCUUGAUAGAAAGUUCUAAAUGCAUUGCUGGAAUUCCUUGUAAGAAUGAAUACCCUAAAAAACUUAAAUUUUUAACUUUUAAAAAUCUGAUUCUGAUCAGUGAGUAAGGUAUUUCCGUUUAUCCUUGAUCCUGGCUCUUAGGUUCUAUGGCAUGAAGUGCGAGCUCAUAUAAACGGAAGAAGUACGAGAAGCAUCCCGUUUUGGGACUCAGAUUGGAAAAUUGAUGGAGCAUCUAUCCUCGCUGUUCAAUGGACUGGUAAGGUUGAUAGCAGCAAAGAAAGGAAGAAGUUCGGGGAAAUGUUGUGGCAAAGAAGCAGCGGAAGCCAUGGCAAAAGCAGCUAAAAGAAGGGACCUGAUACUGUGUUCCUCUGGUACUGUAAAAGUGGAUGGUUCAAACAACUUUGCCUCUGUUUUCUCCAGAAGAGGCCAGAAAGGAACCAACCAGGAUUGCUGCUUAGUGUGGGAGGAAUUUGGAUGUCAAGAGGACUUGAUGUUUUGCGGGAUAUUUGAUGGUCAUGGGCAGUGGGGUCACUUUGUGGCCAAGAGAGUGAGAGAGGCAAUGCCACCAUCUUUGCUUUGUAAUUGGCAGGAGACACUUGCCCAAACUUCUCUGCUGGAUCCUCAUAUUGACAUCGAUAUGGAGGCUGAGAAAAAGCGACACAUAUCUGAUAUAUGGAAGCAUUCCUAUUUGAAGACUUGUGUUGCCAUUGACCGCGAACUGAAGCAGCAUCGCAAGAUCAAUUCCUUCUACAGCGGAACCACUGCCCUGUCCAUUGUUAAACAAGGUGGACUCCUAGUGAUAGCAAAUGUUGGGGACUCUCGUGCUGUGCUAGCCACGACAUCAGAAGAUGGAAGCUUGGUAGCAGUUCAGCUCACAGUUGAUUUCAAGCCCAGUUUACCUCAGGAAGCAGAGCGAAUAACACGGUGUCAGGGGCGUGUGUUCUGCUUGGAGGACGAGCCAGGGGUUCACAGGGUGUGGCUGCCACACGAAGAAUCACCGGGACUAGCCAUGUCUAGAGCAUUCGGCGACCACUGUGUCAAGGAGUACGGUCUGAUUUCUGUGCCCGAGGUCACACACAGGAAUCCAACCAUCAGAGAUCAAUUCGUGGUGUUAGCAACCGAUGGGGUGUGGGACGUAAUAUCCAAUGAAGAAGCAGUAAAUAUUGUGAGCUCAACAGCAGACAGAGCCAAUUCUGCUAAACGUUUGGUGGAGUGUGCAGUGCAUGCAUGGAAACGCAAGAGGCGAGGCAUUGCCAUGGAUGACAUUUCAGCUAUCUGUCUCUUUUUUCACUCAUCCCCUUAAUCUCUCUGAUCAGACUCGGGUAGAGGGGUAAGUUCUAGUGCUAGUUGCAGCUGUUCCGUGUAAUACAGAUAAGGUAAAUUAACUAGCAAGUUCUUGAACUUUUAUUAGCAUCGGGAUUACUCGCUGCAAUGAUCAAGAAAAACGAUGGAAAUUGACAGAAUUUGCAGGGAAAGCAAAUGAAGAAUGGCACUGAGUAUUGGCGUGAGUGAGUGAGGUUUUUUGAUUUUGAUGGCUCCAUGUGUGGUGGAUUCUUUUUUUCUUUUUUUUUUUUGGGACCUGCUUUUUUAACCUGGAUGUGUGGUGGAAUUGGAGGGAAGACUGUCGACAACGUGGAAGGGCGUUACUAUUAGUCAAAUUUGGGCAUGUGAAUGUGUUCAUGGCGAUUUGAAAUUUUGACGUGGAUGUUGACUAAAGAGGGGCCUUUUUGAUUGGAUUUUAUCUUUAGACCGCAAGUUUUAAUUGUAGGUCGGAUUGGUACUCCGAUAUUUGGACA
Messenger RNA from Prosopis cineraria, 2476 nucleotides. Its product is annotated as probable protein phosphatase 2C 34. The coding region runs from base 904 to 1983 and encodes 359 amino acids. NCBI's taxonomy places the organism in Eukaryota, Viridiplantae, Streptophyta, Magnoliopsida, Fabales, Fabaceae. Gene Ontology annotation, biological process: protein dephosphorylation. Gene Ontology annotation, molecular function: protein serine/threonine phosphatase activity. The record is from RefSeq and is a predicted model, not a curated record. The transcript is spliced from 6 exons.